AGCUAAUUGUAGUGAUAUAGAGAAGACUGUGGCUCCACGCAUCAUUACUGCAGGCAGAUAUAUGUGACACAAAAGCCCUUCUGCACAACUAACGCAACAAGAUGGUUUCUUCCCUUCCGUGCCCAUAUUCUGCUGCAAUCCUCUCCCAGCCAGUGCAGGGAUGAAUGCAGCAGCUGCUGCCUCCCUCUCUCUCUCCUCGCUGUGCGUCCACCAUGCAGAACAUAAGACAAGCAGCCACUGAGGCCUUUUCUCGCCUGGGUUUGAAGCAAAAACAUCCGGGUUAUGAAGAGCUCACAGAUUUCAGUGAAGCGCCAUGUCCUGUACGGUCGGUUCCGCCGCAGUGGUAUCACACGGUCCAGGUGCGGAGAAUACGGACACUGAGGAACCGGAGUAACAGCGACCCUCUGCAGGGGAAGAGUGUGGGUCAGGGACUCCAGUGGCCAAAGAAGGGUCUGUCAUUCGGCAAUGCGUCUUCCUACUUAAACCUUGAAAAACUGGGUGAAGGCUCCUAUGCAACUGUGUACAAAGGGAUAAGCAGGAUUAAUGGACAACUCGUUGCUUUGAAAGUCAUCAGUAUGAAAGCAGAGGAAGGCGUGCCCUUUACUGCAAUCCGAGAAGCGUCUCUCCUGAAAGGCCUGAAACACGCAAACAUCGUCCUUCUACAUGACAUCAUUCAGACCAGGGAGACGCUGACCUUUGUCUUUGAAUAUGUGCACACAGACCUGUCGCACUACAUGUCUCAGCACCCCGGAGGACUGCUGCCCUACAACGUGCGGCUCUUCAUGUUCCAGCUGCUCCGAGGUCUGGCCUACAUCCACCACCAGCACAUCCUACACCGGGAUUUGAAGCCACAAAACCUCCUCAUCAGCUACCUCGGUGAGCUGAAACUGGCUGACUUUGAGCGUGCAUUUGGUGACAUUACAUUCGCUACUCAAGUGGUGAAAAUCUCCACAUCUGAAGCAGGCCUUGCUCGUGCCAAGUCAAUUCCCAGCCAGACGUAUUCCUCAGAGGUGGUCACUCUCUGGUACCGGCCGCCAGAUGUGCUGCUGGGUGCUACAGAUUAUUCAUCUGACCUGGACAUCUGGGGAGCAGGAUGUAUAUUUAUAGAGAUGCUUCAGGGAUACCCAGCAUUCUCUGGGGUGUCAGAUGUCUGUGAGCAACUGGAGAAGAUCUGGUCGGUUAUAGGACUGCCGAGAGAGGACACGUGGCCUGGAGUAUCACAACUUCCAAACUACAAAACAG
Molecule: messenger RNA, 1242 nt
Organism: Pseudophryne corroboree (corroboree frog)
Lineage: Eukaryota; Metazoa; Chordata; Amphibia; Anura; Myobatrachidae
Gene: CDK15
Product: cyclin dependent kinase 15
Exons: 12
Biological process (GO): protein phosphorylation
Cellular component (GO): cytosol; nucleus; cytoplasm
Molecular function (GO): ATP binding; cyclin binding; cyclin-dependent protein serine/threonine kinase activity
Source: RefSeq, a predicted model, not a curated record